This is a messenger RNA of Rubroshorea leprosula, 921 nucleotides long. NCBI's taxonomy places the organism in Eukaryota, Viridiplantae, Streptophyta, Magnoliopsida, Malvales, Dipterocarpaceae. The record is from the annotation of a GenBank genome assembly.
AGGCCUUCCUCUUUUCAUUCUCUUUCUUCCCUGCUCAUUGAUCCUUUUCCUUGCAAGCUGUGCAUUCUCGACAUGGAGGCACCACAGCGAGCCCUGCGAUGGUCCUCUUCUUGGUGUUCAAGGUCCCCAAUUGUCUUGCUUCUUCCCAGCAGAAAGGAGGUCACAUUUGGCCUCGAGCAAUCGAAGAUCAAAGGAGGUCAAAUCGGAUGGCUUAGUGAGUUUUCGUAUAAAUAGGCAUUAAAGAGGGUACCCGAAGGAGAAGAGCUGAAAAAUAAAAAAAGUGCCGAUAGAGAGAGAAGGUAGAGUUUGUUUUGGAAUCAGCUAGCAAGUUGUAAUCGUGCAUCCAGAAGCUCGGAUUGAAAGAAGAUUUUCAUCUGUCACCCACCGUCAGAUUGCAAUUCAAAAAAGAUUCUUGUUCAAUCUGCAUGUAUGCCUUUAGAUUUGUAGGGAAUAAAGCUUAAAUUCGAGCUUGAAGGACAGACCCAACAUCGGGCCUCCUCUUUAGUUCUUUUUUUAAUCUUAUUUUAUUUUAACCUGUUUUUUACUUAAAAUUUCAUGGUUGUUGAUCUGAUUCAAGUAUAUGAGUUUAGACUUUGUGUUUAAGUCCUGUCCUUGACGAGAGAUUCAAGGAUUUUUCUGUUUAGCUGUUCUUGUCUUGCAGUUUCAGUAGGAGAAUAAGCUGAAACUCCCAUGAUAUCAUUUACUAUUAUUAUUUCUUGUGCUUGGAAUAAACUCUCAUAAUUAAAUUAUGCACCUCUUUUUGGCAGAAAGAUUUGGAGUGCAGAAGGUAAAGCAUGUCAAAGUUAUCGUCUGCAGACUAUGAAGUAGGAACCAACUGCAAGCUGAUUUUUUCAAAAUCAUGGAAAAUGAUAUGUGUAAAUGAUUGCUUUGCUUGAGGAUUAAUAACAGAAUUCAGUAAUC